CUCUCGGAAAAGUUCAUUGUGGGCCUUAGAGGGGUGCUUUCUAUGUGUCGUUUAAAUUUGUUAAAAAGAGCAGAGUAAUAAUUAGCAGCGAGAUUAGAAGGUAUUAGCGAAAUAUUACGUAGGCACACCGGCUUAUAACCACAAAACAGAUAACAAGACUUCUUCUCGGCAAAAAAAAAAAAAAAAAAAAAAAAAAAAAAAAAGAAGGAACACUGGGGUGGGAGUUGGAGCUGUGUGUUGCUUUGGCUUUUUUACCCCCAAGUGUGGAGUUGAAGCCGUCUUCUCUGUUGCCUCGCAUAUACUCUGCAUAUCACAAGAUUUGGUCUCUCCUCUCUCUUUCUCUGGAGCUGCUGUAGGACUGGCUAUGGCCACCACUACUUCCGGGAUCCGUCAUUUCAUUCGCCCACCGCUCAGCGCUGCGAACUGACUCUGUUUCUAUAAGCAAGCUAGCAGCCAACCUGCCAACACUCGCUGACACUCACUCAUCUCAGUCUCGCCAGAUAGACGAAAUACCUACGGGGGGAAAGAAAGGAAAGAUCUGAAUCGCAAUCUCUUAAUUUCUACUGCUUUUUUUCUUCUUCUUCUUCUUUUUUUUUUACAGUGAUAAUAAAACAAGAUAGCGAUCUGGAGGCAUUAAAGGAGACGCGGACUUGCGGGAUGAAAACGGACUAAAAAGAUUCGUCCUUCUCUUGAACAUCAUCGCCAACCGUCAUUCAUUCAUUACCUUGACAACCUCUGGCUUUGAUUGACAGCUGGAGUGGCAAAAAGCCAUGAGACACGACAGUUUAGUUACAUGCAGGUUGUUGAUGGGCCGAUUGUAACCUUCACUUGGGCACAUUUUUUUCUUUUUUUUCGAGGAAAGAGGGGAAAACAAGAAAAAUUGCAAAACUCCCUGAUGCUACGAUUUCAACUGAACCACACUGGCGAAUAGGAGAAUUCGCAAAGUUGGUUGAAAAAGGAAUCUUGCCACUAAAUCACUUUCUUAACCGGGACUGGGAUAUUAAAUAUACGACAGAUUCAGGAGUUUAUUGGAGCGCAGCCUGAUGGCGCAAAGGUACGAUGAGCUGGCCCAUUACGGUGGGAUGGACGGAGUUCCGGCGUCGAUGUACGGGGACCCGCACGCUCCCCGGCCGCUUCCCCAGGUCCACCACCUGAACCACGGACCGCCGCUGCACGCCAGCCAGCACUACGGAGCCCACGCUCCACAUCCGAACGUUAUGCCCACCAGCAUGGGCUCCGCUGUCAACGACGUUUUAAAGAGGGAUAAAGAUCAAAUUUAUGGUCACCCUUUAUUCCCACUGCUCGCACUGGUUUUUGAGAAGUGCGAGUUGGCGACGUGUACUCCGAGGGAGCCCGGCGUAGCAGGCGGCGAUGUCUGCUCCUCAGACUCCUUCAAUGAGGACAUUGCAGUCUUUGCCAAACAGGUCCGAGCAGAAAAACCUUUAUUUUCAUCAAAUCCAGAGUUGGACAAUUUGAUGAUACAAGCCAUACAAGUAUUACGGUUUCACCUCUUGGAAUUAGAAAAGGUGCAUGAGCUCUGCGACAAUUUUUGCCACCGGUACAUCAGUUGUUUGAAAGGAAAAAUGCCAAUAGAUCUAGUUAUUGACGAAAGGGAUGGCAGCUCGAAAUCAGAUCACGAAGAGCUCUCGGGAUCGUCGACUAAUCUUGCGGAUCACAACCCAGCUUCCUGGAGAGACCAUGAUGACGCCACCUCCACACACUCAGCCGGCACACCGGGGCCCUCCAGCGGAGGACACGCUUCACAGAGUGGUGACAACAGCAGCGAACAAGGAGAUGGCUUAGACAACAGCGUUGCAUCGCCUGGCACAGGAGAUGACGACGAUCCAGACAAGGAUAAGAAGAGGCAGAAAAAGCGUGGCAUUUUCCCCAAGGUGGCCACGAACAUCAUGAGGGCGUGGUUGUUCCAGCAUCUCACGCACCCAUACCCUUCUGAAGAGCAGAAGAAGCAGCUAGCCCAAGACACAGGCCUCACCAUCUUACAAGUAAACAACUGGUUCAUUAACGCCAGGAGAAGAAUAGUACAGCCCAUGAUUGACCAGUCAAAUCGAGCAGGUUUUCUUCUUGAUCCUUCAGUGAGCCAAGGAGCAGCAUACAGUCCAGAGGGCCAGCCAAUGGGCAGCUUCGUGCUGGACGGUCAGCAACACAUGGGGAUCCGACCAGCUGGGCCUAUGAGUGGAAUGGGAAUGAAUAUGGGCAUGGAUGGGCAAUGGCACUACAUGUAACCUCCAUCAUGUAAAGCAAAACGCAAAGA
Sphaeramia orbicularis (orbiculate cardinalfish) is the source of this 2272-nucleotide messenger RNA. It is a transcript of the gene meis2a, whose product is annotated as Meis homeobox 2a. NCBI's taxonomy places the organism in Eukaryota, Metazoa, Chordata, Actinopteri, Kurtiformes, Apogonidae. Gene Ontology annotation, biological process: regulation of DNA-templated transcription. Bases 1044 to 2243 code for a protein of 399 amino acids. The transcript has 13 exons. The record is from RefSeq and is a predicted model, not a curated record. Gene Ontology annotation, molecular function: DNA binding.